Messenger RNA from Plectropomus leopardus (leopard coralgrouper), 1637 nucleotides. RefSeq names its product THAP domain-containing protein 5-like. Gene Ontology annotation, molecular function: sequence-specific DNA binding. The record is from RefSeq and is a predicted model, not a curated record. NCBI's taxonomy places the organism in Eukaryota, Metazoa, Chordata, Actinopteri, Perciformes, Serranidae.
UGUAAGGGUCACCGAUUAUUAACCUUGGGGCUACGUUAUAUAUAGCAUCAAGUGACCUUAAUGUAGAGGUGACAGUUUCCCAGUAUAUGACAUGCCCAUAAUCUAAAACAGAUUAAUAAAACUGAGUCAAGAAUUCUUUUUUCUGUAUAUAAAAGGGAAAUAAUUCUUAUUUCUGUAUAAAAGGCCAAUUAUAGUUCUCAAUGUAUAAGUAAGUCAAUAUGAUGCUUAGAGUUGAAGGUGAAGUAGUCAAUGAAAGCAUAUAUUCUUUAGAGGGCGGUACACAGAGGGUGCCAGCAGUGACUACAUGUCCCAGUGUGCAUUGCGCGCGAUAUUCCGAAUAGAAUUACAAAUAGAAUAUAGUUUUCACAGAUGUGGAAAAUUGGUUUCAGCCAGCAUCGUGGUUUUACCUUAAAUGUUUAACGUGCUUUCACAACAAUGAAAGAUGCAAGAAGCAAAGAAUCGGUCGCAUAGCAUCCUAAAUGUCGCCUUUGCGGCUGAAUCGGAAGCUAACUUCAGCGUUGUGCUGCACCCACCAACCGCAUCACCGCGCAGAAGGAAGUUUGGCUCGUGCUCCUGACAGUGCGGGAUGUAAACAUUAAUGGCGUCCUCCUCGGCCGAGCUGUAAAUGUUAGCUGGCUCGGGUAAGCUAGCUUUUGCUUUUUUGACAUUGUUGACAACCGAUCGACAGUAAAACAUGGGUCGUCGCUGUUCAUUUCCCAACUGCAACAAUAAACAGAAAACUUGGUCUGCGGUCAGUUUUCACAAGCUCCCGUUAGACGAGCCGAAACGCUACAAGUUAUGGCUACGUGCUCUAGAAAUCAACCCAGACACUCCGAAGAAGACCCUCCGGCGUCGCUGUAUAUUGGUAUGCAGCGACCAUUUUUCACCCGAUGACUUGAUCCACCACAAAGGUUGCACCCAUCCGAAGCCUACAGCCGUCCCAAACCCUGUUUGUCCCGCGGACCAGACCGCUGCUGGAAGCGCUAACGUGUCUGCAUUAGCGCUGCAUGACACCUUGGCAGCAAUGGACAGACCCCCGGACCAAGUCAGAAGCACAGAUGCAUCAGCGGAGAUAUGCACUGCAACUGUGGAGAAACCAGCUCUGCAGCACAUUGUUGAUGAAGAGGCCAUCCUGCAGCUGAUGAAGAACUGCCCAAUGUGCGACAGAAAGUGCCGCUGUACCAAAUACACUCGUGGUCCUUACUUCAUAGUCUACCAGAGCUGUUACUUUUGCAGCUAUCAACGCAAAUGGGCCAGUCAGCCGGAAGCUAGAAAUAUAAACAUUCAUAAGGCAACGCCCAAGAAGAAACCUCGGCCGAAGGACAAAGCGUCUGGAAAUGCCAAGGCUCCAGCUUCAAAGCCUAGUAAAACAAGUGUUUCUGAAUCCUCGGCCCCAGAGUCAAAGGAACCAUCAGAGACAUGAGGAGCCUAAUGUCAAUGCCGUCUUAGAUAUGAUUGACUUUCAUGAGUCUGAAAUUGGCCACGAACACAGUUUCAGAUGUGCCUUAAGAUGGACCGUUUAUAUGCAGUUGUAGAUGAUGAUAAACAAUCCUGUACAGUUUUCUGUGGAGUUGAAGUGCCAGUCCGAAGUAAUAACAUUUAAUUUGUCAAUAAGGAACUCUAUUAGAAUAAAGCUG